Epinephelus fuscoguttatus (brown-marbled grouper) is the source of this 4816-nucleotide messenger RNA. RefSeq names its product beclin 1, autophagy related (gene becn1). NCBI's taxonomy places the organism in Eukaryota, Metazoa, Chordata, Actinopteri, Perciformes, Serranidae. Gene Ontology annotation, cellular component: phosphatidylinositol 3-kinase complex, class III, type I; phagophore assembly site; phosphatidylinositol 3-kinase complex, class III, type II. The record is from RefSeq and is a predicted model, not a curated record. The transcript is spliced from 12 exons. The coding region runs from base 148 to 1491 and encodes 447 amino acids. Gene Ontology annotation, biological process: cellular response to nitrogen starvation; autophagosome assembly; late endosome to vacuole transport.
GUAAACAACAAUAAGGAAGUGGAACGAGAAGUCCCGAGGUGCAAAAUGCAACCGUCACGCUAAGUACAAUAGAAGUGAUUUCUACUUUUCAGCGCGCUCCAAUCUGGAUUAUUAUGCACUAGUUAUUCUCUACAGGCGGCGCUAACGAUGGAGGGCUCCAAGUCGUCGAGCACAACCAUGCAGGUCAGCUUCGUGUGUCAGCGGUGUUGUCAGCCCCUCAAACUGGACACAUCCUUCAAUGUGCUCGAUCGGGUCACAAUACAUGAACUUAUCGCUCCGUUGGUCACAGUGACCCCCAGCAAACAGGCUGACAGCACUGAUGGGGAGACAGCACCAGAGGAGACCUUUGCAGAAAACAAGCAAGAUGGAGUGUCAAGAAAGUACAUCCCUCCUGCACGGAUGAUGUCCACAGAGAGCGCCAACAGCUUCACACUGAUCGGAGAAGCAUCGGAUGGUGGCACCAUGGAGAAUCUCAGUCGCAGGCUGAAGGUGACUAGUGACCUGUUUGACAUCAUGUCGGGUCAGACUGACGUGGACCACCCGCUGUGUGAGGAAUGUACCGACACCCUGCUGGACCACCUGGACACACAGCUCAACAUCACAGAGAACGAGUGCCAGAAUUAUAAGCAGUGUCUGGAGCUGCUGUCACACCUGCAGGUGGAGGAAGAGGAGACUCUGCUGGCAGAGCUGCACCAGCUGAAGGAGGAGGAGGAGGCUCUGGUCCAGGAGCUGGAGGCAGUGGAGGAGCAGAGGGCUGCUGUGGCCCAGGACCUGACGCAGAGCAGGGUCCACUCUCAGCAGCUGGACACAGAGGAGCUACAGUACCAGAAGGAGUACAGCGAGUUUAAACGGCAGCAGCUGGAGCUGGAUGAUGAGCUUAAGAGUGUCGACAAUCAGAUGCGCUACUGCCAGAUUCAGCUCGAUCGACUGAAGAAGACCAACGUCUUCAAUGCAACCUUUCACAUCUGGCACAGCGGCCAGUUCGGUACCAUCAACAACUUCCGUCUGGGUCGACUCCCCAGCGUCCCGGUGGAGUGGAAUGAGAUCAACGCUGCCUGGGGGCAGACGGUGCUGCUGCUGCACGCUCUCGCCAACAAAAUGGGGCUGCGCUUCCAGAGAUACCGUCUGGUCCCGUAUGGAAACCACUCCUACUUAGAGUCACUGACAGACAAGUCCAAGGAACUUCCUCUGUACUGCUCAGGUGGCCUGAGGUUCUUCUGGGACAAUAAAUUCGACCAUGCCAUGGUGGCCUUCCUGGAUUGUGUCCAGCAGUUCAAAGAGGAGGUGGAAAAAGGAGACACUGGCUUCUGCCUUCCCUACAGGAUGGACGUGGAGAAGGGAAAGAUCGAGGACACGGGCGGCAGCGGCGGCUCCUACUCCAUCAAAACCCAGUUCAACUCUGAGGAGCAGUGGACCAAGGCGCUCAAGUUCAUGCUCACCAACCUGAAGUGGGGACUGGCCUGGGUCACCUCACAGUUCUACAACAGAUAGACUCUGUGGACAGUUCUUUGUGACACUGCGUGGUCACAUGACCCCUCUGAUGAAUGGAUUACGUGUGAAUCUUAUUGCUUGGCCAAAGGAAAAGAAAUGGUUACGUGUGCACCAUUUUGAACGUCAGUACAAGAGAAGCAUCUAGAUCUUUAGUCCAGAUUGUCUGUUGUUACAUGUUACAGUGAGGGGACAGUUUGUAUCUGUUCUGCUGCAGAGUGGAGUUUAUAAAGUGCGGGCCCACUUUGGAAGCAGCUAAGACGUCCCAGGUUGUAGUCACGUCCCAUAAAGGAGGCAGGGUGAGAUAACUACCUGUGCUUCUUUUUCUUUUUAUCGUCUGCUUCACUAAUUAAUAUCUGGCUUUUUUCCUGAAGAGCUGACGUUGCAUUAAGACGACGUCACGCUUCCUUCAAGACUAGAAUGUAAUUUAAAAGAACCCUUCACCAAAUUCACUUCUAACCACUUUAUCAAGUUCAAGGUUUCCUUGCUCUGCUGUUGCACUGCACACCUUUGUAAUCACUGUGUAACUUUCUCCACAGUGAGAGAAAAAGUUUGUCAAAGUCCCGAUUAUAUAAGCUGUAAGAGUAUGAUGUGAUCGUUGCGGUCAAGGUCGGGUUUUUAAUAGAUGAUCACUGUUUAGUAUUCAACUAAAGUGUCAGUAUUUCAUUAACCUCUGAUGUCGUUAUCACGUUCGCCAGUUACACACGUACGUUGAAGGCAGACUGAUGUGUUUGGAGGUUCACUGAUACAGCUCCUUUGUGUUCAUCCUGUGCACCAUCACAUUGUUUUACAUAUGAUGAAUACUUUUAACAGUGGGAUUUGAGUUAAUAAAACAUUUCAUGCUGUGAAAAAAUGUCUGGUGUGGGGACCUUCUUAUUGGUUAGACAUAUUCAACCCGUGCAGUGAUGUAAUCGCAAACACUGAAACACAUUGGAAACUACACAGGGCCAGCUUAAGACUUUUGGGGGCACCACGCAGGGUUUUGUCCUGGGGCCCUGCUCAUUGUAACAUGUACAAAUGACACUAAACCAAACUGUGCAUUGUGAUUAUUAGUUCAAAACACAAAUAAUGUGCAAAUAAGCAUGUAAAGACUGAAGUGUAGGGGUGUUGUGAUAUACCUGUAUUGACGACAAGUGUGAUGUUUAAAAAUAAAACAUCUAUAUCAUGUUAAUAACACAAAUAUGUAUCAUGUAAAUAAUCCAGCACUUCUUAAAUCCUUCCCUUUCUUGCUUAUUUUUGCCUUGUCACUAUCCAUUACAGGGAUAGUUCAGGUUUUUGUAAAUGUGAUGAUAUGGGGUACUGAUACAUAGACAAUAUAAUACAUACAUGCAGUAGAUAUAAGUCAGCACAACCCCAGUUUAGGGAAGCAGGCUGGAGUACAACAGAAGCUAAGCAACAUACUGCUGCGGAGGGGUCGGUAACAAAACAUUUUUAACCACCUAAAAAAAAAAAGUUUAGGUGUUUGUUUUUUUUUUACAUAUAUAUCACUACUGUUCCAUCAGACAGCCUGUUUUGUUGGGAGAGCUGUGAACGGCUUCAGUUCCCCAUCUAUGCUUUUAUCAAAGCCACCAGACGCCAUUGAGAAAAACAGCAAUUUUACCUUGUUGAACACAAAAGCAGCCGGUCUGUUGCUGCUUUGAUCACAUAGUUAGUUUGUGUUACUGUGUGACUUUGGUGAAGCUGAAUAAACCCUUUUAAAGACUUAAGUCCCACGCUAACACACACACAACAACUUAACAAGGCAGCAGUAGACCAGCAGCUCCUAUUAUCAGCAAUGUUAAAUUACUGUUUUUCUCAGUGGAGUCUGGAUUUAUGUAGAGAGAUAGAAUGGCUUUAUUAUCACUGUCUAACAUCAAGGUAAAGAGGUGAAAAUACUCUCAAUACAGCAUACACUUAAAGUGAUAUUGAUUUUUUUAGGUGGCUAAAAUACAUUUUGUUGCUGACCCCUUCACAGCAGUUUAUUACUUAGUAAUACUGUAUGUAAUACACUGUCUAUGGAUAAGUAUAUCGUACAAUCCCACUUCAAAAAAAGUGAACUAUCCCUUUAAGUGUAAUUGCUCUUUUUGUACAGUUAUGGUUACAGACUCUCUCUCUCUAUACAGUAUCUACCCACCCUCAUGUUCUGAGUAACUCAUUUGCCAAAAAAAAGACAAAAUGCACACUAAACAAAGUUAAACAUCAUUUUGACUGACAGCAAAUGUUCUAUACUAUAUGUUGUGAUAGUUUUGUUACUUUGAACUUUUGAUCAUGAUAAUCACAUAGUGAAAUGUAAUAUAAUGCCAGCCCCAAGUGAGACCUAUAAGCAGCAACUCUAUCCUUUAAUAGACCACAAUAAGUACAGUAUUUGUCUAGUAGGGCUUUUUUUAACCACCAAAUACUAGAGUGCUUGUUUUCUAGUGGACAGUAAAUUACUUGGACGUCCAUUUCACCAAUCACUGAUCUUAUUUGUCACUAUGUGGUGGCACAAACGGCUCAAAAUGUUGUCAUUUUUAUUUUGUUGAAGUCUUGUUUUAAUUUAAAAAAAUAUUUAGACCAGAGGGCCUUCAGCAACUGUGUGAACUUGGUAAAAAGCUUCCAAAUGGUGUAGUUGAAAAUAUCUUUUUUUUUUUGUUUUGUUUUUUUUACAAAAGGCUUCAUCGUUCACUAAGUAUCUUAAUUUUUAAAUUUAAAACAGCUCAUAGUUUACAUUCUAACCUCAUGAACUGAAUAUUAUUUAAAAGAAUCAGAAUCUACGCUUUAUUGAGCCUGUGUGUGCAUUAACUUCACUUCAGUUUACACUUCUCAAUAUGUGUGUAUGUUCUGAAAUGUACUUUAAAUCAGCCACUACCAUUACCACAAUUACUGCUACGACUACAAUGACUGUAUACCUUCAGCUAGAGAAACCAUUCAAAUGCCAAAACGUUAUGCUCUGUAAGGAUUUUCAGAUGUUUCUGGCAACUUUCUGCAUUUUCAGCCAUGGUUUUGAAUUUCAGUGUUCAGCAUCCACACAUAUUUUCUGCAGGAAAUGUAUUUUCUAGUUUCUCUUGAUUUGCCUUUGAUACUUUUUGUUUAAGGACAGUGUUACUUGCUGUGAGUUCUCUGUGUUAAGAUGAUGCAGAAAGUUUUAAUAAAUGUUUAAUAUCUUCUAAUGCAUUUUUCUAUAGAACUAUAGAGGUAUAAAAAAACAGGCUGUGUCAAAUUAUGUCAAAGGAGAUUGAGAACCUCUGCCUGGCUCUGUAACAGUGUGUCUACAGGUAUCAGACUUACAUUUAAUGCUUUUUUAAGACCUUUUCAAGGUAUUUUAUAGCCAAAAUAAGACUGCAUGAAUAAUUGAAUGAAUAAAUACUUG